Messenger RNA from Pocillopora verrucosa, 1089 nucleotides. Lineage: Eukaryota; Metazoa; Cnidaria; Anthozoa; Scleractinia; Pocilloporidae. The record is from RefSeq and is a predicted model, not a curated record.
AUGGAACAAGAAAGUGCCUUCAAUGAACUGAAACAUCGCUUGACCAUUGCACCCGUCUUGGCAUAUCCCGAUUUUAGUCCUGAUGCAGGAUUAUUCGUACUUGACACAGAUGCCAGCCAACCCUUGGGCAUUGGCGUUUUUUUAUCUCGAUUGCAACGCAAUGACACUGAGCGUGUGAUAGCUUACGGGAGUCGUUCUUUGAAUGAGCAGGAAAAGAACUCUUGCGGGACUCGAUUAGAGAUGCUAGCUCUGAGUGAAGGAAACCAGCUGUUGAGGAACUUCACGUCGAUGCGCUGUGCUGCUCGUGCUGUCUGGGCCCAGUUUGAACUGUUGUUGCUACAACAGCGGGUUCUCUAUAUAAAGUCAGCUGCCCACACUACUCAAGCUAAACUGGGGAUGGUUGCACCGAAACAGUUAGUGGAGCAGGCCCUUGUCGAAGUUCAUGAUGGCGUUGCUGGCGCCCACCUUGGAGGAAUGGAGAGUCUAAUGAAGAUGAAAGCUAGAUUCCGGAGGCCUGGCACGACCAAAGAGGUGCAUUGUUACUACGAUCGAUGUCUGACAUGUGCCAAGUGUAAGCCAAGGGCGAAACCCAGAGCACCACUGUGGUCAUUUACCUCUGGCAACCCCACGCAACGCAUCCAUAUUGACAUUGUGGCUCCCUUGCCACGGUCUCGGAGAGGAAACCGCUACAUCUUAACAGUUCAGUGCAGUCUUACUAACAGGGCUGAGGUGUUUGCAAUGUCCAACCAGCGUGCCACAACCUCGGCAAAGGUGCUUGUAAGGAACUGGAUCUGCAGAUCUGGUGUGCCUGACAGCAUUCAUAGCUAUCAAGGCCGUAAUUUCGAGUCUAGAACAUUCUCGGAAACGUGCCAGCUGCUGAGUAUUAACAAGACGCUCAGCAGCGCGUAUCACCCUGAGGGCAAUGGCCAAGUAGAAAAUCUGCACAAAACCUUAAGGAGCAUGUUGAAAGCUAGAGUUGAAGAUAAUCCAGCUACACGGGAUGAGCACCUUGAUUUCUGCCUGAUGGCCUAUCGCAGUAGUGUUCGUUUCCUCCACGGGGCACAACCCGUUCGAGCUCAUGUUCGGUAG